This is a messenger RNA of Gamsiella multidivaricata, 2715 nucleotides long. Its product is annotated as RNA12 protein-domain-containing protein. The coding region runs from base 1 to 2715 and encodes 904 amino acids. Gene Ontology annotation, molecular function: RNA binding. Gene Ontology annotation, cellular component: mitochondrial inner membrane. The transcript is spliced from 9 exons. NCBI's taxonomy places the organism in Eukaryota, Fungi, Mortierellomycota, Mortierellomycetes, Mortierellales, Mortierellaceae. The record is from RefSeq and is a predicted model, not a curated record.
AUGUAUCGAGUUGCAGCCUCGUCAGAAGCAACCCUCCGCCGGUUCUACACGCCUGGCUCCUCGGCACGCCACAAUUUCUCUUCUUCCCCUCUCACUUCAACGUACACACGAUGUUUCAGCGCGACAACCGUUCCUGCGACCCCACGAGGCAUCCGAUCUGCACUAGCCAUUCCCAGGUCCUAUCGAUCUUCCAAUCCUACUCUCGUCACACAGCCAAACCCCUUCGCAAGGACAAAGAAGGUGCCCAAUACUAGCUUACGGCGUGGGUUCACAACAGAGACAGAAGCCGCGGCUGCUGAGGAAGAGCUGCCGUUGAAAUAUGGACUGCUGUACUUUGACAACGCAUAUCCGCUCAAGAUGGGCUGGUGGGACGUCCGCUACUCGUUGCUCCGUCCAGGCUGGCGAUCUCUUGAGCGCAAGGCCAAGAAGGAGCUCGUACCCCCUGAGAACGGCAUGCCAUUUCACUUUAAGGUCGGAGGCAUUGAACCUAGACUUAAAGAUGGAGGAAUGUUUCUCCAUUUUUCGUAUGUUCAUCCCAGCUCGUACACAACCAAGGAGGCCUUGAAAGAGAUCGAGAGUAGAUGCGAGCAGCACCUCUUGGGUCACGGUCACUAUAUGUGGUUCAACCUUCAAAAGGUGCGCGCUUUCCUGGUGAAGGGCACCCCAUUCUUGGAGGAUUUGUCCAGUCGGUAUCCCAAUAAAAAGAUCAGGAUCGAAUACUCAGGAGGCCUCGGCAUUGAAGGCCUGUAUGAGCUAUUUCGAAAGUAUGGCAAGAUUGUAGACAUCGUUCAAGUGGCGCCAGUCAAGGAUAUGCCACAGCAAGCAAUUGUCCAAUACCAGUUCAUGCGUUCUUCCACCAGCGCAAAAAACUGUCUUCAUGGAACAGAGGUCAAUGGAGUGAAGAUCCAUGUCACGUACGAGAGGACGUUAAAGGGCAACGUUAUCUGGACCUGGCUCUCGAACCACCCCAGGAUCAGUGUUCCGCUUGGAGGAUUCAUGGUCGCAGGAGUGUCGCUCAUCAUCUUUGAUCCGAUCCGAGUAUUCAGCAUGCACGCCAAGAUUAUCCAGUUGUUUAACGUCAACGAAUAUCCAAUUUUAAAGUGGCUGCGCAAGGAGACAAUCGGACGUCUUACUCGAGCGCCUGUUGAUUCCCUUCAGGCUACAGGAUGGCGUGAGCGAGAGGAAGAAGAAGAGAAGCUGCGCGUCUGGUUACGCAAUCCCCCAGAAACAUUUGCCAUUGUUCAGGGGCCACGUGGCGCCGGAAAGACGGAUAUGGUGGAGUAUGCAAUCAAGGAGAAGAAGCACAGAGUAGUCCUCCGCUGUGAAGAGUUGGCAAAUGCCAGGAGCGAGGGCGAAGUCUUGACCAAUCUGGCCAAGCAAGUCGGAUACGUUCCCUUGUUCCAAUUCAUGAACACGUUUAACAAUAUGAUGGACAUGGCCAUCGCCGCUACCACAGGACAGAAGGCUGGUUUGUCUGCAACUUUUGAGGGACAGUUGAAAAAGAUCUUGGAUACUUUGACUGUUGCUAUCCAGCAAGCAUCACCCACCAGGAACAUGUCUAACGUCUCACCGGAGAGUAUCAUGAAAAAGAUCGAGGUGACAUUGGAAGAAAAGGCGCACAGAGCCGAAGUGACAUCAACCUCAGAGGGCACCAUGCCGACUCAGAACAUCGGUCCGAGACGAGCAGCCAGGGCCAAAGCCAAGGCUAAGAAGGAUGCGGAGAAGGAGGAGAGCAAAUGGUGUGAUCCAGAUGACAUUCCGGUGAUUUUGAUCGACGGAUACAUGUCGAGAGAGAAGGGACAGCAUACCAAAGAGCUCUGGACUUUCUUGGCAGAGUGGGCUGCUGUGUUGGUGGAGAACCAUGUUGCACAUGUCAUCUUCAUUAGCAAUAACGUCGCUGCUGCGAAACCACUUUCAAAAGCGCUCCCAAACAUGACCUUCGAGACAAUUGUGCUCUCUGAUGCGAGCUUGGACUCUGCAAUGGAAUUUGUAUACAAGCACCUGGACAAGGAAGAGUACCCAAAUCUGAAGAAGUCCGUCGAAGUCAUUGGUGGCCGCUUGACUGAUCUGGAGCUGUUCGUGCAAAAGGUCAAGAGCGGCAUGAGCCCCGAAGACUCUGUGCGUGAUAUUUUGGGGAGAGCCAUCAUUGAGGUCAGAAAGAACGCGUUCGAUUUUGACAGCACUGACAACAAAACUCUCAGCUGGACGCCAAUUCAAUUUUGGGCCAUCAUGAAGCAACUGGCCGUGUCCGAUUCUAUCAGCUACGAUGAGCUCAAAAUUGAUCCGCUAUCCAAAGGCGACGAAGCGCCGUUCGCCGGCAUGGAACAGGCAGAACUUAUUACCAUUAGUCAUAAGAAUGGUCGACCAUAUGCAGUGAAGCCCGGCAAGCCAAUCUACCGUGCAGCGUUCCAGCAGAUUCUCUUGGACGAAGGGUUUGCUGCAGUUAUGAACUUGGAAUCGACUGCGUUCCUAGAGAAGCUCGAGAAUGCGAACGUGGUCAAGUUGGAGGGCGAGUUGAAGGAACUCUCGAAUCUACUGUACCGGGACGGUUCGUGGCUCUUUGGGGGCGGCCGUAUUCCGAAGGAAAUCGAUACUCGUGCCAAGUGGCUGAUGAAAAAGCUGGCAGACAGCCAUGCCAAGAUUGAGCAGUACGAGCAGGAGAUGGGUCAAUCCAAGAAGGUCGUCGCAGCCCAAGACGUACACACCUCGAACUAG